CCGAACCCCAAAAAGAAGAAGGAGAGAAAAGACAACGCGCAUUGAAGCCGGCGUCCAUUUUACCCUCUCCAUUUGUAUUAAUUGACUGUGUUUAUGUGUGUGUACUGACUUGAGCAUCAACUUCGAAAGCUUAUUACAUAUAAAAUAGACAAACCGAGAUAAAUUGUGUUAACAUAAUGGACGGUGCACCUCCAGUUCGGGGGGGUUUUCGCGGCCGAGGAGGCCCUGGUGGUCCCAUGCGGGGUCGAGGAGGUUUUGCAGACAGGGGAAGGGGUGGACCAGUACGAGGUGGAAUGAUGAGGGGUCGUGGUGGUGGUCCUGGACCAAUGAGGGGUAGUCCCCCAGGCAUGAGAGGUCGAGGAGGACCGCCCGGACGAGGCAGAGGCGGUCACUUCCCUCCUGGUGGCCCUCCAGAAGGUGGAUUAGCUGGAGGUCCAGGAGGCGGUCCUCCUCCACCACCAGGAAUGGGGGGACCCAUGAGAGGUGGAUCCAGAGGGGGACCAGGUGGUUUCAGAGGACGAGGACGUGGGGAUUUUAACAGGAGUGACAGUCGUGGUGGAGGCUUCCGUGGACGUGGGGGCGGUUCAGAUAGGGGAGGACGGGGCUCAGGAUAUGGGGGAUUUUCGAGAGGUGCUCCACGAGGUGGAAUGGGUCGUGGAGGUCCAGGAUCAUUCGGUGAUCGAGGUGGACGAGGCGGAGGCGGCGACCGUGGAGGCCGUGGUGGUCCAAUGAAGCGAGGAAGACCGCCAGGUGUCGGUGGACCACCCAAACGGCCCAGAUACGAGGCCCCACCACAACAAGCUGCCAAUGGCUAUGCCGCACAACCCACAAAUCAAGGAUAUGGCGGUCCCGGAAAUGGAUACAGUCAGCCUCAGCAACCACAAGUCACCGGAUAUGGUGCACCAGGUGGUGGCAAUACAGGCUAUGGACCUCCUCAGAGCGGUUAUCAACAGACAGCAUAUCAAGGCUACGAAAGCUAUCAGCAGCCCUCGGAUUACACGCAGACUACGGGGUACACUGCACAAGCACCAGCAGAUAACAGAUACGUCCAAGCACCGGCGCCCGGUGGAUUCAACGCAGAUCCUUACAAUUAUGGAAAAGCCCCACCUCAAGUGAAUUACCAGCAGGAGGCUGUCGCUCCUACACUGGGUGGUGGUGAUGAUGGUGGCGGUGGGUAUCCUCCUGGGAAUCCCUAUGAGGAUCAGUCUUGUAACCCCAGCGUUAUGGCAGGCCGGACCGGUGGUUAUUCAACACACGGCUACGAUUACUCAACACAAGACGGUGGCUACGGGAAACAAGACUACGGUAAGUACCAGGCAGUAGAAAGCCAAUACUAUUGAAUCAGGCGACAGCGCCCGUAAAUUAGUAUCGGGACAAACCAUCGAGACCAUAAGAUAAACCUAACUGCGCACUCAGAGAAAUUAAAUCCACCGGAAAAAAAUUAUGAACAAUCGAGAAGCGCUAAAAGCUACCCACUGGGAGAAUUAACAAACUCAUGGGACAAUCACUUUUAAUCAUUUCCAAAAGCUGUAUUUUUUUCUCCCGAAUUUUAAUUGACAUUUUUGUCCUGAUAAGAGAAUGACCCGUAGGAUAUUUAGAAUUUUCAUUUAAAAUUGUAAAUCGGAUGGGCGAGACCUCCGCUAAAUAAACAAAUCCAAGAAUAUACAGAUAUUUAUGAAUUAUUGAAUCGAAGAAUUUAGAAAAAUGAAAUACGAGAGGAGAAAUUAUUCAUGAGUCGAUGGAAUGAGUGACAGGAGAGGGUAUAAUAUUUGCAGGUGGCAGUGCUGGUUACGAUUACACCCAGUCCCAGCGAAAUUAUCAAUAAACAACAGAAAAUAAAAAUUAGCAAGAGAAAUUAUUGCAUAUUCAUCACUUGACCUAGAAUUUCCAGCUGUAAAGUGAUUUCUCUACAAAUUAAUCAGUUGAAAAAACAUGUGACGAAUUGCAAAGCAAUGGCAAAUUAAUUUUAACGAUUGAUGAUCUUAUGUGAAUUCAAAAAUUUAUGGAAAUAACAACAAUCUUAAAUUUCCCUUCGUUGCUCCUUGACAACUUUCAAAAAGAUCAGGCUGAAAAUAGACUUUAGAUACAAAUAAGCAUUAAAAAUAUUAAUCAAAUUUAUUGACACUUUAUUCCGAGUAAGAACCAACCUGUAGGACAGUUGAGAAUUCUAAAUUGCAUCGAUAAGGCCUGCACUGAAAAAACAUCUUGAAGAAUAUCCAGAUAUUCACGAAUCAAUCAAUCAAAUAAUUUAGAAAAAUAAAAUAAGAGUGAGGAGAAAUUAUUGACGAGUCGAUGGCAUGGGUAAUUGCGGAGGCUAUAUUUGCAGGUGGCAAUGCUGGUUACGAUUACGCCCAGUCUCAGCGCAAUUAUUAAUAAACAAUAGUCGUGGCAAAUUAAUUUUAAUGAUUGAUAAUCUCCUAAAAUUGAAAGAAUUUAUGAAAAUAACUAGAAUGUUCCAUUUCACUUGGUUGUUAUCUUGGGAUUUUUUAAGUAAUCGGGCAGAAAGUAGGGGCGAGGUACGAAUAAGCACGAAAAAUACAAAAGAUUAACGAAUGAGAGUGUUUUAUAAUUAAGUCACAUUGGUCAUAGGAAUAAAAUUUUUGUGUUAGCCUUUUUAUUCCCUGAACUGAAAUAAAAAUACCCAAAAAUUAUGUAAACAUGAA
This is a messenger RNA of Diachasmimorpha longicaudata, 2663 nucleotides long. RefSeq names its product serine/threonine-protein phosphatase 1 regulatory subunit 10-like. The record is from RefSeq and is a predicted model, not a curated record. Lineage: Eukaryota; Metazoa; Arthropoda; Insecta; Hymenoptera; Braconidae. The transcript has 9 exons. Bases 177 to 1340 code for a protein of 387 amino acids.